AUGGCUCCGCCGAAAAGCCCCGAAAGACCAACUCCCCGUUCUUUGGUCGCAGUCGGGUUUCUUCUACUGUACCCCUUCGCUUCAGCCGCCACUACUACGGGCGCCCUUGCGAGGGUCAGUAUUUACUCCGAACUCGCCUACUCAACAGCGAGAGCUUGCGCCGCCGGCUGUCUCGUUUAUAAUGGCCAAUACCCCUGCGGCCUCGUCGGAUACCAGGACCUCGGCGUUGCUUUGCAGUGCGGUUGCGCGUCGAUCAACGGUUGUUACUGCAAUACAGCCUUGGCAAGCUCCGCAACUUCCUACAUCUCUUCCUGCGUCAGCAAAGGAUGUAGCAGGGUCGACAACUGGUCAGUGGACAUGAGCAGUAUGCUUAAUCUGUACGACUCAUAUUGCGCGACCGCGAAUGGCGGAGUGGCCGACGCACCUGCUACCACGACGGGCGCAGGCUCUUCACCCACGACAGCGGGCGGCGCGAAGGGGCAGAGCAACGGACAAGCGACGCGAACCCCUGCUCCUGGAUCGAGCGGUACGUCAUCUGCCGACGCCCAACAAUCUUCUGCCGCGCCAGAUAAUGGUGGCCUGAGUCGCUCGGACAUCGUUGCUCUUGCUGCAAGUUUGGGAGUCGGGAUCCCUAGCCUGCUCAUCGCUGGCUUGACCCUCUACUUCCAGAUGAAGAAGAAACGCAGAAAUGCCGCUGCCGGGGAGAACGAGGCUUCGUCGAUGCAGAGCAUGGUCCAUGUGGCUCCGCCUCCAAACCCAUAUGGUGUAUCGGUGUACGAAAGCAGUCCAUCACCUGCACCACAUGCAUGGCGAUAA
Molecule: messenger RNA, 816 nt
Organism: Colletotrichum truncatum
Lineage: Eukaryota; Fungi; Ascomycota; Sordariomycetes; Glomerellales; Glomerellaceae
Source: RefSeq, a predicted model, not a curated record